GCGAUGCGCCCGGCGCUGCUGCUGCGGCUCCUGCUCUGGGGGUCGCUGCUGUGGGGGCGGUUCCGGCCGGUGCGCGGUCUCCGGCACAGCGUCUACUGGAACUCGAGCAACCCCAGGUUCCUGCAUGAAGACUAUGCUGUCCAGGUCUCCAUCAACGACUACCUGGACAUCUACUGCCCACACUACGAGCACCCAGUGCCUAUGGGCCGGGCUGAGACCUUCAGCCUGCACAUGGUGGACACCGAGGGCUACCGGGGCUGCUACGAGACACCUGGUGCCUUCAAGGUCUGGGAGUGCAACCGGCCCCAUGCACCCUUCGGGCCCGUCCGCUUCUCCGAGAAGAUUCAGCGCUUCACGCCCUUCUCGCUGGGCUUCGAGUUCCAGCCGGGGGAGACCUACUACUACAUCUCUGUUCCCAGCCCCGAGAGCCCCGGCCGGUGCCUGAGGCUGCGAGUGGCUGUCUGCUGCAAGGCAACAACAACAAAGCCUGUGACAGAAGUUCCCAAAUCUCAGCCCCGUGGGAGAGGGGAGUCGGAGGACACCGAGUCACCAGGUCACAGCACCGCGCUGGCCACGCUCCGGCCCCACGGCCCCUGCCUCAGCCUCGCCCUCAUCCCCCUCCCCAUCCUGUGGCUCUGACUCCCCCCACUCUCUUGGGGGGUCUCCUUGCUGCAAAGUUGGGGAUUUUUGGACUUUGUCCCCCCCAAACACUCCAAGCAGCCGACCCCACGGUGUGGGUUGUGGGGCAGGCGCCUUCGCCCAGCUCGCUCUACCUGCUGGUCCCCAGAGCGCCCAGGCCCAGGAUGUGCCAGUCCCAGAGACGUCCCGUGCCGGCGUUCAGCUGGAGGAGGAGAGGCUGGCUGGGUGGACCCUUCUCUGUCGCCCCCGCUGCUGCCAGCCAGACGCCUGCCUCCAUCCUGACCUCAUUGGCACCUUGUGGUCAUGGCUCUGUGCACCUGGGGAAAGGGCCUUUGGUUAUGGACGACUCCCAGAGAAUCCAGCGGGAGGGAGCCCCCCUUCCGCUGGCAGGGCUGGACUCUCUCCCCGGGAGCCCCAGCACACCUCGGCCCCUGGUGCUGGGCGCCCUCUUGGUAAAGCCCCUCGCUCUGGCGAGGCUGAUCUGUCUUCCAUGAAGACGCCCCUCUGGGCUGUGUACAGUUCGUAUUUUUGUAUCUGUGUU
This is a messenger RNA of Gopherus evgoodei (Goodes thornscrub tortoise), 1180 nucleotides long. RefSeq names its product ephrin A4 (gene EFNA4). The transcript has 6 exons. The coding region runs from base 4 to 639 and encodes 211 amino acids. Gene Ontology annotation, molecular function: ephrin receptor binding. Gene Ontology annotation, cellular component: plasma membrane. Gene Ontology annotation, biological process: axon guidance; ephrin receptor signaling pathway. The record is from RefSeq and is a predicted model, not a curated record. NCBI's taxonomy places the organism in Eukaryota, Metazoa, Chordata, Testudines, Testudinidae.